Aphanomyces astaci is the source of this 414-nucleotide messenger RNA. RefSeq lists its product as hypothetical. Lineage: Eukaryota; Oomycota; Saprolegniomycetes; Saprolegniales; Verrucalvaceae. Bases 1 to 414 code for a protein of 137 amino acids. The record is from RefSeq and is a predicted model, not a curated record. Gene Ontology annotation, biological process: transmembrane transport. The transcript has 3 exons.
AUGCUACUCGAAAGCCUUGUCGGUGCCUCCGUUAUUGGCGAAACGUCCCUCAAGCUCAGUACGUCCGUCGUUUGCGCCGUAUUCGCAUGGGGUGUCAAGCGAGUGAUGCACAAACGCCAAGGCAUCCCGGUCAUGGUUCUCGGCGUGUGCCUUGGAAAGCGAUACACCGUCGAAAAGUACAUGCCCGUGUUCGUCCUAUCUGCUGGUGUCUCCCUCUUCUUCGCGGGCACGGCCUCUCAAACGUCCAGCGAAGCCUCCCUUCCCCCCCAAGCGCCCCCCUCGGAAUUGAAAGCACAGGCCAAUACUCGCAACAUAGGCACUCUGGAAGACAAGUACAUGCACGAGAUUGAUGUGGGGGUGUUCGAGUUCAUGUUUCGCCUAAACGUGUACAAGUCCAUUUGGGCAUUUAUGUAG